AUGCCCUGCCUCGAGUCACCUGCACCGCCCGACGAAUACGCGCAGUUUUUGGUCAAGCGGUUCUUCAUAACCUGCACGUCUGGAGUCAGUGUGCCUGUGCCAAAAGCCAAAGAACAUUGUGGAGUGAGAAGGGGAGAGAAGAAUGGUGCCCUUUCUUUCCAGAGUCGAUAUGACAGUUGCUACACACAGGUUGAGGGUGACACAGUGGUUGUGUCUUUGAGAGUCCAGCUAGAUGCAGGGGAUCAAUGGUACAGGGUCAAUAUUAGCUGCCCCCUACUCAAGAGGAUGGCCCAGAAACCCAUCAUCGGUCGCACCUCACGAUCAGGAAAAUGCAGCAUCCAUAGAGCUUUGCGUGUGGACUGUGGUCUCCAGGAUAUCUCCAAUGAUGGCUGUCUCAAACUGGGAUGCUGCUAUGAUGAUCAUGACUCAACUUGCUAUUACAGAAUGAACACCUGUUCUCUGGAUGGCCAUUUUGUGUUCUCUGUGAAGGCAACAGACACUGACCCCCCAAUUAACCACAACAACCUUGCUGUCAAGGGUCAGCCACAAUGCUCUCCUGUAGCUACCUCUGCAGAUACAGCUGUCUUUAAAAUCGGGGUGAGGGAGUGUGGCACAAAGAUGAUGGUGAAUGGGGAUGUUGUAAGCUAUGAGGUAGAAGUUGAGGAACUGCAUCCAAAGAUUACAGGCAAACAUUCUCCCUUCAGUCUGCAGGUCCAGUGUCAAUACGAGGGGUCAGCUCUCCUCCACACUGAUCUGUGGUCCUUAAACCCAACUAACCCUCCACCUGUGACUGCACUGGGGACUGUCCGAGUGCAGAUGAGAAUAGCCACAGAUGAGUCCUUUACCUCUUUCCUCCCUGAGGACCAGCUGCCCCUGACCCUCUAUCUGCAUAAGCCUGUGUAUGUGGAGGUGUCAAUCACGCCACCCUCCCCUGACCCCAGUCUCUCCCUGCGUGUGCGUGACUGCUUCGCCUACCCUGCCUCCAGACACUCCGUAUGGACACUACUCUAUGAUGGCUGUCCUAACCCUCUGGACAACAUGAGGAGUUCUGUCCCAGUGGACAGUCAGGGGAAGACAACCUCUCACUCCCAGGUCAGGAGGUUUGAUGUCAAGACCUUUUCCUUCGUGGACCCUGAGACGGGCAAUCCCAGUGUGGAAGAGGUGUACUUUUACUGCUGGGUGGAAAUCUGCACAGAGGAGGAAGAGUGUAAACAACAUUGCUCCAUCACCUCACCUGAUGGUGAGAGGGCGAGGAGGGAGUCUGGGUCAGACCGAGUCGCCCAGUUAGUCUCAUUUGGUCCUGUUUUGUUGGGUCAGAACAGUAAGGGAAUCAUAGUGAUCUGAAUAUAGCAUUUCAGGUGUAAAUGUACUCUGCCACGGUCAUCUGUACCUCCAUCCUGUUCUUCCUCCUGGUCGAUGAGUUGUUAAGUGGAAGAAAAUGACGUGGAACUGGAAAUGAUGAGAUUGGCCUACAGGUUGAACA
Messenger RNA from Oncorhynchus masou masou (cherry salmon), 1483 nucleotides. Its product is annotated as zona pellucida sperm-binding protein 4-like. The transcript has 12 exons. NCBI's taxonomy places the organism in Eukaryota, Metazoa, Chordata, Actinopteri, Salmoniformes, Salmonidae. Gene Ontology annotation, molecular function: structural constituent of egg coat; acrosin binding. Gene Ontology annotation, biological process: binding of sperm to zona pellucida; prevention of polyspermy. The record is from RefSeq and is a predicted model, not a curated record. Gene Ontology annotation, cellular component: egg coat. Bases 1 to 1344 code for a protein of 447 amino acids.